Messenger RNA from Lindgomyces ingoldianus, 652 nucleotides. RefSeq lists its product as uncharacterized. The transcript is spliced from 3 exons. Gene Ontology annotation, cellular component: mitochondrial inner membrane. Gene Ontology annotation, biological process: mitochondrial respiratory chain complex IV assembly. The coding region runs from base 34 to 303 and encodes 89 amino acids. The record is from RefSeq and is a predicted model, not a curated record. NCBI's taxonomy places the organism in Eukaryota, Fungi, Ascomycota, Dothideomycetes, Pleosporales, Lindgomycetaceae.
CUUCACCUCCGCAACCCCCUCGCCCUCGCCACAAUGGUGUACCGGCCAUUUCGAUCGACGUAUUACGAUGCGCAGAUGCGGGCAUCGCCUGCUCUGCUGCGAGCUCGAGCACCCUACCUAGUCAAAAACACUAUUACCGGCAUUGCCAUUUGCGGUGUCGCAAUCGGCAUAUAUUCAUACACAAUUCGCGUUAUCUCGCAGGACGAAUUCGACGAUGUCAUUGUCCCCGACGAGCCCGUGAAACACCCUCAAGCAUCGAGCACAACAGAAGGCGUAAAACAAGCUGUAGCGGCUGGGAAGUAGUAGUCAUAGCCUUUCAUAAGACACUGGGGUUGCGUCACAGGGAAGCUGUCAUUGAAAGUGCAUCUUUCGUUGGCUCUUUCAAGUCUACAAUUACAUACAUACAUGCAUUCAGCAGGCGUCAAGAGGUGGCUAUUUUAGGGGACGCACAAUCCUUCACGAUGGAGUGUUUAGAAAACCCACUUCUCCUCUCUCUCAUUUUGAGAUAGGCUUGAGUUGGACAAAUUGAAAAUAUCGCAUCCACCUGCUCAGACCACCGCCGAAUGCAAGUCAAUCAACUUAGGGAAGUGAGUUUUAUCCCUUACAUUGGCAAUCGAUAGUGCAUAUAAAAGGAUAAAAAAUUGUUUCUUGC